Molecule: messenger RNA, 5259 nt
Organism: Scedosporium apiospermum
Lineage: Eukaryota; Fungi; Ascomycota; Sordariomycetes; Microascales; Microascaceae
Exons: 3
Coding region: 1-5259 (1752 amino acids)
Source: RefSeq, a predicted model, not a curated record
AUGGAUUAUGCUCGCUUGAGGGCCACCGCCCUCGCUAGCACUGACGUCGAGGAGGCCGUCACAGUCGAUACAAGAGCUUUAAUCGACAAGGUCCUUGCUCGAUACUCGGGAGAAUGGACCACCUUACGAGAGCUCAUCCAGAAUGCCGCCGACGCGCAAGCCGAAUCCGUCGUUAUCAAAUUCGAAACGAUCCCUUCCGUCCAAGUACCCCUGCCUUCUACCUCGAACCAGUCCGAGCUGCUCAAACAUGUCGUGGUCAACCAUACGUUGAAGCGUCUCGUCGUGCGCAACGACGGACAGCCCUUUACGCAGACCGAUUGGGGACGGUUGAAGAGGAUCGCCGAGGGUAACCCAGACGAGACCAAGAUUGGUGCAUUUGGUGUUGGUUUCUACAGCGUUUUCGCCGACUGCGAAGAGCCCUUUGUCAGUUCGGGUAAUGAGGCCAUGGCGUUUUACUGGAAGGGCAACGCACUUUUUACGAAGAAGUCCCAGCUGCCGGCGGAUCAGUGCUCGCCUCAUACUACCUUUGUCCUCGACUACCGCAACAAUACGACGCCCGUGCCUAAUCUUCUUUCGGUUUGCCAGUUCUUGGCUACGAGUUUGACAUUUGUCGCGUUACAGAGGAUGGAGUUCUGGGUUGAUGAUUGGAAGUUGUUGUCUCUGCAUAAAAAGAUCUCCCCGAGCGUCGAAGUCUCCAUUCCGCGAAACUUCGUAAAGACAACGUCGGAGGGGAUGAUGACGGUAGCUACUGUCGAACGCAUGAGCACCCAAAUAGACGCAUCGUACAUGGUCGGCAUCGGAUGGAAAGCCAAGACCUCUCGGGGAAAGACAACGGAAACCUUUGGCGGUCAGAUUGCGGAUGCCCCGCUGAUCAAGAGCUUCUUUGCUAAGUUCUCAUCCUCCGCCCAGUCGGCGCAAAAGGCAAAAGCCCAAGCCCAAGCGGAAGAGGCCGCGGCGCAAGCCGCGAUCUCUGAGGAUAUCACUGCAGUCAAGUCUUCUACUAUUUUCCUUGGCGUCACGUCUGCUCAGCUGCAGACAAAGGUAUCCAAGACUUUCUCUUCGGAGCUGGAGCGUGCGACGAAGAAGCCGCCACCCAGGAUGGCGAAGCUCGCCAUCCUUACCUCUUCAUAUGAUGAGGCUAUGGCGUCCGCGAAUACGAACAAGACGGGCACCGCUCUCAACUCGGCCGACGUAUUUGCCUCUGUACUACCUAACAAGAAACCUGGCGGCCGAAUCUUUAUUGGUUUCCCCACCAUGCAGACGACCGGCGCAGGACUCCACAUCUCGGCGCCGUCGGUCAUUCCCACCGUGGAACGAGAGGCCAUAGAUUUGAAUGCUCGCUACGUCAGAUCCUGGAACGUCGAGAUGCUCCGAGCCGCCGGCAUCAUCAUCCGACUUUCUUUCGCCGAUGACAUGGACAAGUUAGCCCAACGCAUCAACGCCUCGAUCCCACAGGGAGGGAAACUUACGAGCCAAGUGGUGUCUAAGCAUCUUCCUGAGGCGAUGCACAUCUUCAAGACCUAUACCUUCGACGACUCUACCCCCAGCGCGCAAGUUGGUGAGAUUAUCGAACAAUCUUUCUGGACUUCCUACAAGGAUGUAAAGUUCAACAUUUAUUCCACGCGCGGCGUGAAGCUCACCUCGGACGUGCGAAUUCCUUCGGAAGAACUCGGGCAGUUCGUCGAUGGGCUGCCAACUGUGCCCAAAGAAUUGAUGGAAACCCAAUUCUAUAAGAAACUCUCCGACUUUGGCGUCCUUUCGCGGAUCACCCUUCAAGACAUACGUGACGAACUUAGUGCCAAGGCUAUGACCAAGGACCAGCUGACGUCCUUCAUUAAAUGGGUUUCCAAGAUGGCUCUAAGCGGAGAGCUCGACAAAGGGGUGACGAAGAGCUUGGUUGAUGCGGCUGUGGCGACGAUCAGCGACGAGAAGGGGGAGAAAGGUGGAAUAGUUGCCCUCUCCGUCAUCAAGAACUUCGUUACCGCAAACAGGAUACCACCGACACUCCCUCUCCCUCCUGACACCCUGCCAUUUGCAUUUACGAAUCAUUGUUCGAAUGCUGAGCUAGCGGCGCUUGGAUGGGAGCCUCUAGAGAUUUUUCCGUGGUUACAGUUCCUGAUUCGCACUGCUUCGCAGAGGCCCGACAAUCUCAACAUGACCAAGUCACCGGACUUUUCCAAGCAAGUACUUAUUGUGGUCAGUAAGAGCUGGGACAACAUGUCCCCCGGAGCGAGGGCUGGUAUAGCACCACUCCUUCAACAGUACACUGUCAUCCCCACGAAGCUUGGUAUGAAGAAGCCCGAGGAGUCCUUCUUCCCCAACGUAAAGCUCUUUGACGAUUUGCCCGUCAUCGAGAACUUGGGACAGGUGAAGGAGAAGCUCCUCGUUGCCCUCGGCGUCCGGAAGACCUUGGACCUUGAAACCAUCUUUGCAAGGCUUCUUUCUCCUUCCUCUGGCGAGCAGAAGUGGAGCCAUGUCGAGCUCAUCAAGUACCUAGCCUCCGUUCGUGCCGAUAUCCCAACCGGCGAUAUGGUGAAGCUUAAGAACUCGGCGAUUUGCCCGGCUGAAGCUGGACCUCCGGGCAUGGGUCGAUUCAAGGGGACGACUAAGCUCUACAAGGUUUCGGAACUCUUCGAACCCCAGGACUCCCUGCGAGGUCUCGGCUUGCCAAUCCUAUACUGGCCCGGUGCGCUUCCUCCUCGAGGCGCAGAGUCGCAUUUUUUGUCCGUGCUCGGCCUGCGAGCGUAUCCAACUGCGGCCGAACUGGUUGAGGUGAUGGCAUCGCCGGAUCUCCGAACUCGGGAGAACGCCAGGACUUACUUCAUCUCGAAGCAUGUUGUCAAUGGGUAUGGUAAUACCAAUAUCGCGGGCACGAACAAGGCUAUCUUGCCGAUUGAAGGAGAUGAGAAUACGCUUGUGCCGCCGUCGGGUUGUUUCACGGAAGAAGGAGCGUCGACUUUUGGGUUCAAGGUGCUCAGACGUGGCCUAGUUCCACAUGCCCUGAAAUUCGGCGUUGCGAGAUCCCCUCCCAUCGACGAGUGCAUCAAGCAGCUCCUCGCACAUCCUCCCCUGGACGCGACAAGGGCCACUCUACUCUUCGGUUACUUUGCACAACGACUUCCUGAUAUGAAGGAGCCGAACGUAGCGAAACUUCGGAAUGCGGCAAUCAUCCCUAUCAAUCCGCCCAACGAGAAAGGUAGUGUUAGGUUCACUAGUCCGUCCCUUUGUUACCUCGGCCGCGAUUCUUCGUAUGCCGACAUCUUCGACUUUGUCGAUUUUGGCAGCACGGCCAAUGCAUUUUUGUUCCGUUGCGGCGCUCGAACGGAGCCUACCAAGCGUGAACUUGCCGAGCGUGUUUGUCAGGAGCCGGCGCGGCUUCUCGGUAUGCUGCAGGUGGAUAGGUAUCUCAAUCUUCUAAGGUCUCUUGCGGAGAGCUCUGCGGUUCUCAAGUCGGACAAGACGUUAUGGACGAAGCUGCAGAAUUCCAAGUGUCUGCUUGCUUCCAGAGUAACUACAGCUACUACCAACGGCGCGAGUGACGAUUACGAAGACGAGACGGAGAUGAGGCAAUAUCACCUAGAGGUUCCUUCGAAGAUUGUCGUUUCGGAUGAUUUUAUCAGCUUCAGAAUCUUCAAAAAGUUUCUACUUUGCGCGCCCGAGGAGGAAACCUUGGAGAACUUCUACCUGAUGCUCGGAGCUCGCCGGUUGAGAAGUUUGGUUCAAGAGAACCUCAACAUGGGGCCGCCCGUGAAAAUGCCUGAGAAAGCGGAAAAGCUUCGAAAGCAUGUGGUUGAGAGGACGAAGAUCUUCUUGCAUGAGUAUGCCAGCGACAAGAAAGAUAUUAUCAAACAUGACGCGAAAUGGUUGGAGAAGAACCUGACGGUUACGCUGGUCCAGUCAAUUUCUCUCCGGAGACAACUCGAAAAUCAUGCAGAGACGCACACCGAAAGGAGGUCUGCGGCAAGCAAGAGUGAUCGUGGAUCUUGUGUCCUUUACGUGGCGGCUUCGGGGACACCUGACAUGUACCAGAUAGGUCAGGCACUUUGCCAGGUGAUCCUUUCCAGACACAACCACCAGUCGUACACCUUCUUCGAGCCGCUCCUAACGCUAGAUCUGUUGGGACUGCGUUCGCGCGGUUACAAUGUCGAGCGCAUCCUGCGGGCCAAGGCGGCCGAGGCCAGGAUCGCCGAGGAAGAGAGGCGCAAAGCUCUCGAGGAGGAGAUGAGGCGUGUCCAGGAGAGAGAGGCCAAAUGGCGCGAGAGCCAGGCGAACAUUAUCGCAGCCAAUGAGAGGCAGCAGAGGGAGCUGAAGGAGCAGAAGGAGCAGAUGCCUAGCAUGCCGGGGGCGUUUGGCGACGACGGCGACUUGCCGCCCAGCCCGCCUCAUGUGAAGAAGAGGAGGAGUAGGGGACUCUUCUCUAACCUGACUAAGCGCCUCGGUUUUGACACCGGAAGCCAGGACGACGAUGAUAACAACUCGUCGAGCCAAGCAGGACCGAGCAACGCACCGACCGGUGGUCAGCAACCACAGCAGCAGCAGCAGCAAGAGGGCCAGGUCAGCAACCCGGCUUUGGUACACGAAAACCUACUCAGUGCUAUCAACGCCUCGCGCCCCUACGGCUCGAACGAGUUGUUCUCGGAACCAACUAUGAAUCAAGUCCAGGAGCAAGGAACCUACUGUGACAGCACCCACGGCAAGAACCUAACCUUCAUUGCCGAGGCCUCUUCGGGCAUGAAGGUCUUCGCCGACCGCGGCGUCGAGGACCCGCAAUCCUUCUUCUCCACCAACAGCGGUGCCGUCAACGCCUUUGCGAACCUCCUCCGCGAGAUGGCGGACAUUUACAAGGUCGCGCCUAGGGUACUUCACAUCUUUUACGACACGGCCGGCGGCACGAUCGCGUUCAACUUGAACGGCAGCCUGUUCUUCAACUUCCGGUUCUUCAUGCAACUGCAUGCUACGGGCAUGGCGCAGCCGCAGGCGAAAGCGGAGGCGGGGAUUUGGUGGUGGGUUGUUAUGGCGCAUGAGCUUGCUCAUAACCUUGUUAAGACGCAUAGUUCUGAUCACAGCUUCUACACUGAGUCCUUUAUCCAGGAAUACUACGUGAACCUGAUGAGAAGGAUCGCCAGGUGGGACGCCGCAGCCGGAUCGCCUGCUCCCCUACCGCCCUCGCAAUCUUCUCGACCGCGUGCUCCUGCCAACCCUCCGCCUCCGUAUACGGAACAGACGGUGCACAGGCCUCCGAAUAAUCUGUUCGAUUAG